UUCCCUCCAUAGUCAUUCCCAAACAGGAGGCUGGUGUGUCCUGCUCGAUCUCCCAGUCCAUGCAACAAGAUGUUGAAGAUGCAGACCCUCUGGGCGGUUCUGAUCUGCCUGGCUGGAGUGCAGCUGGCAAGUGCCACACUCUGCAAGACCUACGGCUUCAUCCCAGGCAUCCCAGGGGCACCAGGACAGCCCGGCAGCAAUGGCAGAGACGGGGAGAACGGCCUGAAGGGCGAGCGAGGUCCCCCUGGCCAGGUGGAGCACGAAGCAGAUUUUGGGGAGAAAGGAGUGCCGGGGUACCCUGGGAAGGUCGGCCCCAAGGGCCCCCCAGGUUCAAAGGGAUUACCAGGUCCCAUGGGACCCCCUGGCCCUAAGGGGGACUCUGGUGACUACAAGGCCACCCUCAAGUCCGCCUUCUCCGCUGCCAGGAGCAUCAGCACCUACCCACGCCGGGAGCAGCCCAUCCGCUUCGACCGCAUCAUAACCAAUGUGAAUGGCCACUACGAGAACCGGUAUGGCCGCUUCACCUGCCGGGUCCCUGGCAUCUACUACUUCACCUACCACGUCACCUCUAGGGCCAACCUGUGCCUCAGUGUGAAAAAGGGCCGGGGUGGCAGCAGGGGUGAGAAGGUGGUGAUGUUCUGCGACUUCGUGCACAGCAGCUACCAGGUCACCACGGGGGGGGUGGUCCUCAAGAUGGCAGAGAACGAGUCCGUCUGGCUGGAGCCAACGGAGAAGAACUCCCUGGUGGGGAUCGAAGGGUCUGACAGCAUCUUCUCUGGCUUCUUGAUCUUCCCUGAGGCUUAG
Molecule: messenger RNA, 804 nt
Organism: Egretta garzetta (little egret)
Lineage: Eukaryota; Metazoa; Chordata; Aves; Pelecaniformes; Ardeidae
Gene: C1QB
Product: complement C1q B chain
Molecular function (GO): protein binding
Source: RefSeq, a predicted model, not a curated record